AUGAUGGAGUUGAGUCAUAGUUUAACAUUAAAUGAGGAUGCAUUAAAUCAAAUUCCUGAAGCCAAACGACCAGUCUUUGUAUUUGAAUGGUUACGAUUUUUAGAUAAAGUUUUAGUCGCCGCACAAAAAAAUGACAUCAAAGGUUGUCAACAAAAAUUAGUCGAACAAUUAAGCAGACAUAUGCAAAAUGCACCAGGUCCACCAACACGAAGAUUAAUAGCUCGAUGUCUUGCAACAUUGUUCAGUGUUGGAGAUACAUUUCUGCUAUUUGACACCGUAAACAAAUGUAAUGACAUCUUAAAAAAUAAAGAUGAUUCUCCAAGUUUUCUUCCUACAAAAUUAGCUGCUAUAUGUUGUGUUGGAGCUAUGUACGAAAAAUUAGGACGUAUGAUGGGUAGAUCUUAUGAAGAAACAGUUCAAAUUCUUAUAAAAUCACUACGAUCAGCUGAAUCUCAAGUAAGGAUUGAAAUAAUGCAUACAUUAGAAAAAGUAUGUGCUGGUAUGGGCUCAGCAAUAAUAAAUGUGCAUAAAGAAAUAUCUAAAGUAGCUCGAAGUUAUCUAAUAGACAGAUCAAUGGCUGUUAGAUGUUCUGCCGCAAAAUGUCUUUUGGAAAUGCUAAAUCACGCUCCGUUUCUUUAUACUAAUGAAAUUGAGGCUAUGGCAACAUUAUGCUUUCGAGCAUUUGAAGGUUCUAAUUAUGAAGUACGGUGUUCUGUAGCUAAAUUAUUAGGUACUUUAUGUGCAAUGACACAGCUUCCAGCUCCAAAACCAAAAAAUCCAAUGACUUCUCAAGCUAAAAAUAGUAAAUCGAUAUCACUUGAAGAAGUUUUAAAUUUAUUAAUGGGCGGAUUUCCGCGAGGUGGAGUUGGAUUUCUGAAAGGAACUGGAGAAAUUAUAAAAGGCAAUUCAAGUGUUAAUAAAGAAAUUCGUGUUGGCGUGACACAUGCUUACGUUAUUUUCGUACAAAUAUUAGGCGGAACAUGGUUAGAAAGAAAUAUUGGAGUAUUUGUUGCACAUGUCCUUGAUCUUGUAGCAAAUUCAAAAGCUGCAAAUUCUCAUAUAGAUGCUGUUUAUUGUAGAAAGUGUAUCAAUUUUAUUCUUCGAGGUACUGUCGGAAAACUUUUAGGAGAAGGAGCUCAAGCAGCAGCGUGUAAAGAAAUAGCUCAUAUUAUUUUAAAGGAAAUGAACUCUAUUGAUUUUAAUCCGGAAAACGCUAAAGACUUUAAUCAAGAAACACUCUACAGUCAACAUUUAUUAGUUUGUGCAUUACAAGAAAUAGGUAAUUUAAUCCUCAGUCUCGGAACAACGGCAUCAAAUUUAAUCACAGAUCAAUCUCUGUGUCUUAUUGAUACAAUUAUGGCAGUGUUAGUCCAUCCAUGUCUAGCAGCACGAUUAGCAGCCUCAUGGUGUCUUCGUUGUAUUUGUGUUGCUAUACCAAGUCAAAUUACACCGUUGAUUGAUAAAUGCAUUGACGGUAUUGAAAAUAUGAGAAGUUCACCGGAGGCUAUUGCUGGAUACAGUAGUGCUCUUGCUGCUGUAUUAGGUAGUGUUAGAUUAUCUCCAUUAGGAGUACCUCAUACUAAAGGAAAAAUUAUAUUCAACACUGCUGAAGAAUUAUUAAGAUGUGCCGCUCAAAAUAGCCGAUUAUCUCUUAAUAGAACUCAAGCUGGUUGGUUACUGAUUGGAGCUAUUAUGACUUUAGGCACUGCUGUUGUUAAAGGCUUACUACCAAGGAUGCUUUUAUUAUGGCGAAAUGUUUUUCCGAGAUCUGCUAAGGAAUUGGAAAGUGAGAAAGCUCGAGGAGAUGAGUUUACUUGGCAUGUUACUUUGGAAGGUCGUGCAGGUGCACUUUCAGCUAUGUACAGUUUUUUAUUACACUGUCCUGAACUAGUAAAUGAUGAUAUUAUUCGUAGACUACUUACACCAAUAGAAUCUGCACUUGCAAUGCUUAUUAACAUUUCACCAGUUAUAAAAAAUUAUAGUCAACUAAAAGUACCAUCAGCAAUGUUACAGCCUAACAGCGUUGCCGGUUCUGGAGCUCUCGAACACAAUAUAUGUUCUUUAUAUCGGCCUGUAUCACCUAAUGAAACAAUUCCUGGGCCACUUCCACUCGGCGUUGCAGUGAUUGAUUUAUCAGUAUCAUUAUUUGGCCAAAUAUUUCCUCGAGUUGCUAAUAAGCAUCGUUUACAAAUGUUAGAUCAUUUUGGAGAAUGUAUCAAGCAUGCUAAAUCCAGCCGCCAAGAAGCUAUACAAAUGAAUGUAUUUACAGCAGUGUUAAGUGGUUUGAAAGGGCUUAACGAAACAAAAACUGGGUUUGGACAAGAAGAUGUCAAGAAAUCAGCAACAAAUUUAAUUGUCGGUACACUCGUUAGCAAUAAUUCAAUUUUACGAUGGGCGGCUGGAGAAGCCGUUGGACGUAUGGCUCAAGUAAUUUCAGACCCAAAAUACACAGCAAAAUUAGCUCAAAUGAGUUUCGAUCGUUUAAAAUCUGCGCGAGAUGUUGUUACUAGAACUGGCCACUCCUUAGCAUUAGGUUGCUUACAUAGAUACGUAGGAGGAAUGGGAUCAAGUCAACAUCUAAAUACUAGUGUUAGUAUUCUUCUCGCUCUUGCUCAAGAUAAUACCUCUCCAGUAGUCCAGGUAUGGGCUUUACACGCUUUAGCACUUAUUGCAGACUCUGGAGGCCCAAUGUUUCGCGGUUAUGUUGAGCCUACUUUGUCUUUAAUAUUGAUGUUAUUGUUAAAUGUGUCACAUUCACAUAUCGAUGUUCAUCAAUGCAUUGGAAAAGUUUUGUCUGCUUUAAUAACAACUAUCGGGCCUGAACUUCAAGGCAAUACAUCAUCUAUUUGUACAGCUCGACAAUCUUUUCUUUGUGCUUGUGCAAUAAUGCAAGAUCAUCAAGAUCCUUUAGUUCAAGCAGAGGCAACUGGAUGUCUUCAACAGUUGCACUUAUUUGCCCCACGUCAUGUAAAUUUAUCUUCUCUUGUGCCAACUUUAUGCCGUACAUUAUCAAGCAAUCAUUUACUCCUUCGUAAAGCAGCAAUAUCGUGUUUAAGACAACUUGCUCAGAGAGAAGCUAAGGAAGUAUGUGAACACGCGAUGAGUUUAGCAAACGAAAGUAGAGAUACAAAUAUUGUUGAAGGUUUAACAAUAACAGAGACAGGUCUUCCGGGAGUUCUUUUUAGUUUAUUAGACAUUGAAACUGAUAGUGGACUCAUUAAAGAUAUACACGAUAUUUUAACAAGUAUGCUACAAAUGUUAGCGGCUAAUAAUCUCUCUCUUUGGAUAGCUCUUUGCAAAGACGUACUUACAGUAGCAUCAGAAGCUAGUACAUGUGAAGAAAUAGCAAUAAUAUCUAAUGAAGAUAGCCUUGUAGGUAAUGACAGUGCUGAUACAGAAGGUGAUGAUGACCAAGCGGAGUUUCAUGCCGAUGAAUCUAAACUGCGCCCUAGUGUAUCUCCAAGGUGGCCAACGCGUGUUUUUGCUGCUCAAUGUGUCCGUCGUAUUAUAACCACUUGUAUAAAUAAUAAUAAUAAUAAUAAUAAUAAUAAUAAUAAACAAGCACAUUUCGACUUAUCAGUCGCUAAAGAAUUGCAGCAAGUAAAAGGUCGAGGUGAUUAUCUAGUUUUACAUCUAUCUGAUCUUGUACGAAUGGCUUUUAUUGCUGCAACCAGUGAUUGUGAUCCAUUACGUUUGGAGGGAUUGAAAACUCUUCAAGAAAUUAUUGAAAAGUUUGCUAAAGUACCUGAACCUGAGUUCCCAGGACAUUUACUUCUAGAGCAAUUUCAGGCGCAAGUAGGAGCUGCUUUAAGACCAGCAUUUUCUCCAGAUACACCAUCUCAUGUUACUGCUGCCGCUUGUGAAGCUUGCAGUGCUUGGAUAGGCAGUGGAGUAGCUCGGGACCUUAAUGAUCUUCGACGUGUUCACCAAUUGCUUGUUUCAUCAUUAGAAAAAUUACGUGAUGGCCAUACACGUCCGCAAUUAUAUAAUGAAAGUCUUCUAACUUUAGAAAGAUUGGCUAUUCUUAAAGCAUGGGCUGAAGUAUAUGUUGUAGCGAUGAUAAACAACGGAUCUACUCCAAAUAUACGUAAUUCAUCGUUAAGAAAUAUUAGUAAAACAGAAAAUACAGACAAUGAUGAUUUUGGUCAAUUUGAAUUUCAAAAUGAGAGUCUCUUGAGUUUAGUACAACCUGAAUUAUUGAGUUUAAGUCAAUAUUGGCUUGCAGCAUUACGUGAUCAUGCUUUACUCUUAUUACCACCAGAAUUUGCAAGUCAAUUACCUCACGAAGGAGGUGCAUUUUACACAACAGAUACAAUAGAAUCUGCAAGGCCUUAUUAUAUUAAAUCAUGGUCACCUAUUCUUCAUGCUGCUGCUUUGUGGUUAAAUACAAAAGGAUUUGAUUUGAAUCACAUGACGGUCGAUAAUAUUCCAACGCCUAAUAAUAAUUGCAAUAGCUACAACAACAACAACAACAACAAUAAUAAUAAUAAUAAUAAUCAUCACCAUCAUCAUCAUAACAAUAAAAAUAAUAACAACAAUAAUAGUAAUAAUAACAGUGACAAUAAUAACCCUACAGAUAAUAAUAUUAAUAAUUCCAAAUCAAAUACUAGUAUCGAACAUUUUCAUCUUCUUUUCGGUAUUUGUAUGGAAGCACUAUGUAAUUCACGUUCUUCUGAGUCUCCACAAAAUAUAAAAAUCUGUCUCAGCGCCCUAUUUACUUUAUUAGACUCCAUGUGGGUUAGAAAAAUUUUAACCGCCGAUAUUUCACUUCCUAUUGAACUUUGUAAUGUUCUUCAUAGACUUUUAUUGACGCAAGACAACUGUAUAAUUCAAAUGAUGACAAUGGAAGUACUGAAACAAAUUGUAAAGGCUGUUGAAGAAAAUUUAGAAGAAGAAAAAUUAAUCGAAUUAAAAAAAUUGGUGCCAGCUAAUUCAGAAGCGAUAAAUCGUGAAGAAUUAGAAUUAUUGGGCGAAGGAGGAGAAACAGGAGAAUUGAAGCCAGGCAAAUCAUUCAUUUUUGCAGUUUUAGAAAUUUGUCUUUGUGUUUUAGUUCGACAAUUACCUGCUUUGAAUCCUAAUCCUGAAGGAACAACUGCUAUUCUAUUACAAAAAAGUUACGUUGCUUCUGAAGAAAAUGGAAAACUUAUUACUUUAACUCUCAGUAUUAUGGAAACUCUUCCAUCUCUUUGCUCACCUCAAGGUGCUCUAUCAAUUCUUCCAACUCUUCUUUAUUUAGCUACUGGUAUUAUACGAGAAACUGGAGUUCGAGUUGAUAAUCAAAAUACCAGAACAGCAUCGGAGUCAUCUGUUCAUGCUUCGUUACAUUGUUUGAAGAGUUUCAUUACAAAUAAAUAUUCGAGGUAUACGGUAAGUCAAAAACAGUGGACGGAAUUACUUCAAAGUGCUCUUGCUAAAAUAAUCGAUUUAGCUAAAUCAGGAAAUGAUGAGACAAAAAUGGAUGAAGUUACAAUGAUGCUUGGUAUAGCUGUUUUUGUUCUUCAUGCAGUACCAGAAGUUGUUAGUGCACCGAAUAUACAGUUUCCUUGCAUCAAUCAUUUUAGACAAGCUAUUCAGUCUACUGAUACUUUGGUGAGGUUAAAAUGUGUUCAGACAUUAAAAACAAUAUUUAUGCAUCCCAAAAAAAGUAUUAGUACUCCUUAUAUCCAUACUCUUGCACCCAGAUUAGUUGAAUAUUUAUAUAGCGAUCAGAGUAAACAAAUUGAAAAUGAUCUCGAAUUGUCUUUUACUAUUGAAUGUAUUAGUACUGUUGAAGCUCUCAUUACUCUUGCUGAAUCUAAAACACGUAUUCAAAUGCUGACUCUUCUUGUUCCAAUAUUGAUAAAUUAUCUGUUAGAAGAAGAUCAAUUACUACAAGGAAAUCGAUGGCAAAUAAGUUUACAUCAACAGAGUUUUCAAUGGCUAAAUAAGAUUGGUCCAAAGUAUCCUCAAGAAUUCAAAACUUUGAUGUCACAAUCCACUGAGUUAAAGACUAAGUUAGAAAAUGCAGUGCAUUUAAGCCAUCAACAAGCACAGAGACACUCAAAGCAACCAGAAACAAUGAAACCAUUGUUUACGAAAGUAGUAACCCCAUCUAUAAAAUUAAAAACUGAUUUUUCAAAUUUUAAUUAA
Cotesia congregata is the source of this 6129-nucleotide messenger RNA. NCBI's taxonomy places the organism in Eukaryota, Metazoa, Arthropoda, Insecta, Hymenoptera, Braconidae. The record is from the annotation of a GenBank genome assembly.